AUGCUGUUAGUUUUUCUCCUCCUUCCUUCCCUAUGCUGGGCGGCUUUAGAGGAUUGCUUUGAGCGCAUUCGCAACCACACACUUAUUGGUACGACUGUCGUGACACUCGAUGAUGUUACCUUGGCACAGUGCCAACAUGCUUGCCUUGAGGCAAAGAAACAAAGUUGCAGAUCAUUGAUGUACCAUGCUGCAAAGAAGCGAUGCUAUAUGAAUUCCGAGGAUAUGAAAACGCGUGCAUCACAGUUUUUCCCAAUUUUGGAAGCAGUAGACUACUACCACAGGACAUGUUAUUACAAGCCAAGCUCUCCAGUCAAACGUGAAUCGGUUUUUGAGGACAGUUGUUACGAAAUUAUCAAGGGCAAGGUAUUGAUUGGCAUAGUGGAUCAACUGAUACAGGACGUGACUUCACUUGAUCAAUGUAAGAGGCGUUGUCAAAAGAGUAAGGAAGCUAGCGAUAUUAUCUGCAAAAGUGCCAUCUACUACGAGAAGGACAGGGAGUGCAUUAUUGCGUCACAGUCACGUAUGGAUAUUCCCGAUCUAUUUAUUGAAGACGAUCAAGCAGUUUACAUCGAGAACACAUGUCUCAACCAAAGCGGGGCUAAUAUGAAGAAGCUGAAGAAUAUGGCGGAAACGGUUUCGGAAACCACUCAGCAGACGACAACCUCGACAACUGAGCCACACAAUAUUGUCGAAUUAUCUGGCUAUGAAACUCCAUCAGAAACUGUAUCCAAUGAACUCCAAGCAGAUGUGAUUACAACUUCCACGCCUACUACUACCAUCACUACGACCACGACAACGGAGAUACCCACGACUAGCUUUGAUGCUAAGGUCAUCGACUCGUAUAAUGUGGAUCCUGUUGUGAAAUCACCACCUACAACGGGUUACGGGAGACGUUUGCGUGAUUCGAGGGUCAAGGAUUGCUUUACAGCUCUUGAUUUGUGUGCUCUAAGCUCCAUGCAUAUCAUUGAUGGCGGCAGCAUGCAAGAACUCGAUGGAAUCGUUUACCACAAUAGGCAUGACUGUUAA
Molecule: messenger RNA, 1026 nt
Organism: Strongylus vulgaris
Lineage: Eukaryota; Metazoa; Nematoda; Chromadorea; Rhabditida; Strongylidae
Source: the annotation of a GenBank genome assembly